AUGGCAGAGGAGAUAGAAAUGAAGCUGCGCUGCAGUAAGGCCAUUGUGAACGAGAAAAAAGACGUCAAUGAUCGCUUCAAAGUCGAUCCAGCCAGGUCAACGCUCAACUUGGCGUGUAAGGAAGAGGAAACCACGUGGUUAGAGGAUGAUCGUCAUGUCGAAUUUUUUUUGCAAAGUGGCAUCAGCACUGAGUACGAGGAAAUGUGUCCGUCGUGGAAGCUCAACAAAAAUGAUUUGUUCAGGCUGAAGUUCACGCCCGCUAAUGAAGAACCGAUCCACAUGCUGGUGGAUCUGCUCACGUACAAUUUUGAUGUGAAGCGACAGCGAGUUGUGCAUCAAAUGUCGCUGGCGGAGCUAUGGGAACACUCGGAGUUGCAACUGGCGUUAUUGCUUGCUCCACACCAGCUGGUAGAGACCCUCCAGAAACCAUUGACGUUCAAGCUGAUGCUGCGCGAUCCGGUGGCUGCCGGUGGUGUCUUCAAUCAGGAUGGUUCACUCCUUACAUGCCCGGAUCUCGCGCUGUUAAUGGACAAUUUUUCUGUAAUUGUGUAUCUCUACACCUGA
This is a messenger RNA of Plasmopara halstedii, 564 nucleotides long. Its product is annotated as CRN-like protein. The record is from RefSeq and is a predicted model, not a curated record. Bases 1 to 564 code for a protein of 187 amino acids. Lineage: Eukaryota; Oomycota; Peronosporomycetes; Peronosporales; Peronosporaceae. The transcript has 2 exons.